This is a messenger RNA of Esox lucius (northern pike), 587 nucleotides long. Its product is annotated as cystatin-B-like. Gene Ontology annotation, molecular function: cysteine-type endopeptidase inhibitor activity. Lineage: Eukaryota; Metazoa; Chordata; Actinopteri; Esociformes; Esocidae. Bases 110 to 412 code for a protein of 100 amino acids. Gene Ontology annotation, cellular component: cytosol. The record is from RefSeq and is a predicted model, not a curated record. The transcript has 3 exons.
GAAGAGGUAUCACCCAAACAAGUGUUUACCAAACCCGGAAAAGGCGAACUAUUUCUGUAAAAGCAAUAACCUCCGUGAAGUUAUUAGUUUUUUCAGUCGGUCAGUCAAGAUGCCAUUGUGUUGUGGAGGAAUCGGUGAUACAAAGGAUGCGACGGUGGAGGUGCAGAAGAUUUGUGACGAGAUGAAACCCCAUGCUGAGCAGAAAACGGGGAGGAAUUUUGACGUUUUCACAGCGAAGAAUUUCAAGACUCAGGUGGUGGCGGGGACCAACUACUUCAUUAAGGUCCAUGUUGGCGGAGAAGACCAUGUUCAUCUGCGUGUGUAUAAAAUGCUGCCUCACGCUGGAGGCAAACUGGAGCUGACAAGUCUACAGGAGUCCAAAGCCCACAGCGACCCCAUUGAGUACUUCUAAUAACCCGUGACCCCAUCGAGUAGCCUAUACUCUUGAUAAUCUAAGUGCCUGCUUUAGCAACAUCACUGCUCUAUGAUGAUGCAGACAUGGAGGGGACAUUUAAAUAAUGAUAGUGUACAGUCUCUAAAGUGUGUGUGCAUUUUCUUUACCCAAUUAAAGACAUUACACUAUUGUA